AUGCCCACACACAGCUCAGUGCAGACGAGUACUGUAUCCACAAGUCAUUCCCUGUCGCCAACAUCGGCCCAGACUUCGAGCGUGUCGACAUCUCCAGCACACUCGCCCAGCACUACAACAUCCGCUCCUGAUCAGCACUCUCCGACCACUACAGCGUCCGCGACGACAGUUCAAUCGACCACAACCACGAGCACUGGCUCUCUAGUAGCCAGGAGUGAUACCAGCACAAGUACGAGCACAUCCACAUCCACAUCUGCGCCUACGACUACAACUACAUCUGUUCAGACAUCCUCGCCUCCACCUCCGUCAACCACUUCAGUCUCAUCUUCCCUCGAAACAUUCACGACGACCACUACAACAGUGCAAAAUUCGAUCCCGAUAACGUCGUCCACAUCUCAAUCCUCUUCGCUUCCCGGCCCCUCGGAAGUGGCCUCGUUUAAAUAUGCCGGCUGUUUCGGUCCACGACCUGGCUCGCGGUUUGCCGAUUCGUUCUUGCUCGUCGAUACCUCGGAGACCAUGUCUGUCGAACAGUGUGUCUCGGAUUGCUCGAGGCAGCGUUAUGCCGGAAUAUUUGAUUUGUAA
Molecule: messenger RNA, 582 nt
Organism: Exophiala dermatitidis NIH/UT8656
Lineage: Eukaryota; Fungi; Ascomycota; Eurotiomycetes; Chaetothyriales; Herpotrichiellaceae
Exons: 1
Coding region: 1-582 (193 amino acids)
Source: RefSeq, a predicted model, not a curated record